AUGAAGAAGUAUCUCAUUUUAUUUGUACAAUCAUACCCCAAUUUCCGGAUUGCAGAAUUGGAGGCCUUGGCGGAUUUAGAAGGUGUUUCAGUGGAUUUAUCAAAACACAAUGAUAAAAUACCAUUUCUCGAAGUUGAACUAGAAAACGAUGACUGUGCCAAACGGUUAGUAUCACGAGCAAUACUCACCAGAGGCAUCUAUGAAUUAUGGGGCCAGGGUUCAACUUACGAGGAGUUGCAUAACAUGAUUAAAAGCAAUAAAGAUUUAAAUUUUCGUCAAUUUGAUGAUGUGAGUUUCAAAUUCACGUUUGAAAGCUUCAAAGGUCGCCAGAGCCUGAAAGAACAAUUGAAAAUAAUUGAGUCCUUUUCUUAUCUUGAUUUUAAUGGUAAAAUUGAUCUUAAAUCGCCUCAAGAAACAUUUACAAUUUUGGAGGAGUAUGAGGUUUACGGUAUGGAGAGGGCCACUGCUCCUAAAUACCUUUGGUUUGGUAGGCAGGUGCAAUUGAGUGAAAAGAUGAGAACUAACAUUGUUGAGAAAUAUGAUUUAAAGAAGCGUGGCUAUAUAGGCACAACGUCAUUUGAUGCUGAGUUAUCGUUGGUUACUUGUAAUAUGGCUCAUGUCCAACAAAAAAACAUUGUCUAUGACCCAUUUGCCGGGACGGGAUCAUUUAUGGUGGCAGCUGCCGCUUUUGGAGGCCUCACUUUUGGUUCUGAUAUUGAUGCAAGAAUGAUUAGUGGCAAAGAUGGUAAGACGAUUGCCUCAAACUUUAAAGACUAUGGAACAACCCCAAACUUCAUGGAUGUAUUAACUAUGGAUUUCACCCAUAAUGCAUUUAGAUCUGAUUUUAAAAUAGACACAAUUAUUUGUGAUCCACCAUACGGAGUUCGUGAAGGGUUGAGGGUGCUUGGAGCAAAGAAUGAGGAAAAAGCUGCAGGGAGAGAAAGCAAUAUCUACAACGGCAGUCUUGCCUACUUGAGACGGGACUUUGUCCCACCAAAAAGACCAUACGAGUUGUCGAGUUUGCUCGACGAUUUGUUACAAUUUUCUAGCGAGAGAUUAGUUGAAAACGGACGACUAGCAUUCUGGAUGCCCACGGCUAAUGAUGACUUUGAAGCCACUUUAAUUCCACAGCAUGAAAAACUCGAGUUGCAAUACAAUAUCGAGCAAAGUUUCAAUAAGUGGUCAAGGAGACUUCUAGUCUAUGUGAAAAGGGGAGACCUGUAUGUUGGAGUCACCAGCAACGGUCUUCGUGAGUCAAAUAUACGCAGUUUCCGGGACCGAUACUUUAGCAAAUUUAGCGAAAAUAGCAGAUAA
This is a messenger RNA of Lodderomyces elongisporus, 1314 nucleotides long. RefSeq names its product tRNA (guanine-N2-)-methyltransferase. The coding region runs from base 1 to 1314 and encodes 437 amino acids. Lineage: Eukaryota; Fungi; Ascomycota; Pichiomycetes; Serinales; Debaryomycetaceae. Gene Ontology annotation, molecular function: methyltransferase activity; nucleic acid binding. The record is from RefSeq and is a predicted model, not a curated record. Gene Ontology annotation, biological process: methylation. The transcript has a single exon. Gene Ontology annotation, cellular component: cytoplasm.